Molecule: messenger RNA, 1368 nt
Organism: Ceratitis capitata (Mediterranean fruit fly)
Lineage: Eukaryota; Metazoa; Arthropoda; Insecta; Diptera; Tephritidae
Product: pickpocket protein 28
Exons: 8
Coding region: 1-1368 (455 amino acids)
Biological process (GO): sodium ion transmembrane transport
Cellular component (GO): membrane
Molecular function (GO): ligand-gated sodium channel activity
Source: RefSeq, a predicted model, not a curated record
AUGCGUCUACGUCGCCUUGUGGAGGAAUAUUUCAAGAACUCAACACUGCACGGUGCCAAAUUUAUUGUUGACAAGGAUGCAUCUUGGGUGGAGCGUCUAUUUUGGGGGCUUUGUCUAGUGGCAUCCUGGUUGGCCUCUUGGCGCUUGAUAAAGGUUUCAUUGGAUGCCUUCGAACACAAUGCCAUUAGUUUUGUGGUUGAGAGUUCUUAUCGUGAUUGGGACACAAAUUUCCCGGCGAUUGUUAUUUGUGAAUCGAAAAAUAUGGAUCGCAUACAAGAAGUGGCUGAACAACUUUGGGGCACAGAACACGAUUUCACGCUGGAGGAAGUGCUUAGCGAAAUAUCCUUCUUUCGUGGCGAGUCAUAUCACACGGUGCACGAGUGUGGCGGCGAAGAGCCGGCUGAGAACUGCUUUUACUCAAACUUCUCCUACUAUGCUCAGCUGGUUCGCAGCAGUUGUCCAGAUUCCAUUCAAAAUUGUAUGUGGAACGAUAAGGCUUUUGAAUGCUGCAAGUAUUUUCAGCGUAUGGAAACGGAGUUGGGCAUUUGUUAUGCCAUCAAUUCGCUGCAAGCUGGAAAAAAUAACGGUCCUAAACUUAAUAUGUACUCAAAUCGUUACACUGGACCUGGUUCAUUGAAAAUGGAACUACACACGGAAGCCACAGUUUUUAUUCUUGGCGAGGAAGAGGUGCCCACCUUUGUUACACCAAAGACGGAUUAUCUAUUGGUCGGUCCUUACGUUUCAUUUGUCCGCCACAUAUCCAAGCGUGACAUUCAAAACGAUGAGCAAAUUCGCGAUACCAGCGUAACUCAACGGAAUUGUCGUUUCAGUGAUGAGAAUAAUCUGGAUGUCCAUCGCUACUACAGUUACUCGGCCUGCACCGUGCAGUGUCGCAAAGAUCGACAAAUUGAAUUGUGCAAUUGCUCCAGUCACCUCUCGCCGAAUACACCAGAUUGGCAGAUGUGCAAUAUGGAUGGUUUGGAGUGUUUAAAUCGCAAUUAUGAAGAUCUAUCGGUUAUUAUAGCGAAGUGGUCACGAGGACGAAAGGGUCUGGUCUGCGAUUGCUUGCCAUCCUGUACGGAAGUUGAUAUUUCUACGGUGCACGACAGCAAGGAAAACAUUUUUGAAAAUCAAAAUCCGUUGGCUAAAAUCGAAAUCUCCUUGAUAGAGCUGCCAACUGAACGUUAUAAACGAAAUGUUGUGCGUGGAAAAUUGGAUUUAGUUGUAUCCAUUGGUGGCACCACAGGCCUUUUUGUAGGGGCCAGCCUAUUAAGUUUCGUCGAGAUUGUUUAUUACAUAACGAUACGUCCAUACGGUACAGUGUUGGCGGAAAAACGUCAAAUGCGUCAGAAAAUGCAGAUUUCUUAA